CGGAUGUGUCGCUGCAACGUGUUGGGAGAAGUUCACGUGUGUGAGUUCCAUCCGAGUGUUGCUGGUCGAGUCUUGCUGGUCCCAGUUGUCGGUUUAUCGGGUACCUGUGCAGUUGUUGGUCAUGGGUAGGCGGUUGGAUCCUACCAACAAAGUGAAGCGAGGGCCUGGGAGAAAAGCCAGGAAGCAGAGAGGAGCAGAGACCGAGUUGGCCAAGUUUAUAAAUGAUGGGGAGACUGAAUCAAAGCGCCUUUCAAGCAGAGCCCGGAAACGAGCUGCAAAGAGAUCCCAGGAUACCAAAGAGCCCGUACAUGUUGCUGAGAAGCCUAUCCAAGGAUUCACUGAUGAAAACAGUGAAUGGUUGAAACCAGCAAAGAGGAAGCGUAAAAUUGACCAACCUGAAAGUGAGGAUGAUAGUGAUGAUCAGCGGGAGGAGGAGGAAGACGAAGAGGAGGAGGAGAAGGGAGGAAAGGUCCAAGGAAAAAAGGGGGCAAACUUAGGAAUUGAAGAAUUGGAUGAUGAUGAUGACGAUGACGACGACGACGAUGAAAUGGUGGAUGACUAUGGUGCACUUGAUGACAGCAGUGGUGAUGAAGCAGGAGAAGAAGGAAGUCAUGGAGAAGAUCUUCUGCCCAUCGAGCGUGCAGCCAAGAAACAGAAGAAGCUAGAGGAGGCCAUGGCUGAAGAGAGUGAUGAUGAUGAAGAUGAAGAUGAGGGGAGGAGUGGAGAGGAAGAUAUGGCUGAGGAGGACACUGUACAAGCCAAUGUAGAAGAAAUGGAUAGAUUCAGGCUACCAGGGGCGGAAGAGAAUGAGAAAGAGGGUGUAUUGCCUCUUGACCUACAGACAGUCCACCAAAGAAUAAAGGACAACAUUGAUGUCCUCACUCAUUUCGCCACAAAAAGGGAGGAAGGGAAGGACAGAUCAGAAUAUAUUGCUCUCCUGAAGAAGGAUCUCUGUACCUACUACAGCUACAACAACUUCCUCAUUGAGAAACUAAUGGACAUCUUUCCACUUUCAGAGCUAGUUGAUUUCCUCGAGUCCAAUGAAAUUCAGAGACCUGUCACGAUUCGGACAAACACGCUGAAAACAAGGCGGAGGGACUUGGCUCAGGCCCUGAUCAACAGAGGGGUGAACCUUGAUCCAUUGGGGAAAUGGUCUAAAGUGGGUCUGGUCAUCUUUGACUCCUCGGUACCCAUAGGUGCAACACCGGAGUAUCUCGCGGGGCAUUAUAUGCUGCAGGGAGCCUCCAGUUUUCUUCCAGUCAUGACACUCUCUCCCCAGGAGGGGGAGCAGGUGUUGGACAUGAGUUCUGCUCCAGGAGGCAAGACCACCUAUAUGGCUCAGCUGAUGAGGAACACAGGGGUGAUCGUGGCCAACGAUGCCAAUGCUGAGAGGUUGAAGAGUGUUGUGGGCAACAUCCACCGCCUGGGGGUCACUAACACGGUGGUCAGCAACUAUGACGGCAGGCACUUCCCAAAGGUGAUGGGCAGGUUUGAUAGGGUGCUGCUUGACGCUCCAUGUUCGGGAACAGGUGUUAUCUCUAAAGACCCCGCGGUGAAGACCAGUAAGAACGAGGCAGACAUCCUGCGCUCCGCCCACCUGCAGAAGGAGUUGAUCGUGGCUGCCAUCGACUCUGUUAACGCCGACUCCUCUACAGGAGGGUACCUGGUCUACUGCACGUGCUCCAUCAUGGUGGAGGAGAAUGAGUGGGUGGUUGACUACGCUCUGAAGAAAAGGAACGUUAAGUUAGUUCCCACCGGGCUUGACUUUGGCACAGAGGGUUUCACCAGGUUCAAGGAGCGCAGGUUCCAUCCUUCCCUCCGCCUCUCGCGGCGGUUCUACCCUCAUGCUCACAACAUGGACGGCUUCUUUGUGGCCAAGCUGAAGAAGUUCUCCAACACGGCUCCAGCUGCCCCAGCAGGGACAGAGGACCAAGGGGCUGCGGCUGCUGAGACGGUAGCAGGGACAGACGCUCAGACUCCAGACGAGACGGCUGGUCCCGGCCAGGCGGGAGCGCCGCGGGGAGGAGCCCAACCCAACGGAACAGCGGUCAAGGGAACGGGAAACACGCGGCAAAAGGCCAAGAAGAAUCCGCCCGCGGGAGUGAAACCGGCAAAGAUUCCCAAGAGAGACGGGCAGACGGGGCAAGGGGCCGAGAUCAAGAAGACGGCGGCGGGGGUGGAGAAGAAGGCGGGGGGUCCGUCUGAGAAGAAGCUCAUCAAGAAAAGGAAGUUGCAGAUGGAGAAAAAGCGAAUAGGGAAAAAUAGAUUCAACAAGCUGAAGAAGAUGCUGCAGAAAGCCGAGGCCGGACAGUGAUCGUGGCGGUCUCGUACCGUGCAGCACACGUACCCGAGUCCUCGCCCCGCCGCCUCACGGGUCCCGGGUUCCCUGAAGCCGCUCGUGUGUGAGUUGUCUUUUCAGGUAUAUUGUCAGAGAGGGUUUUGUGGGGACUGUGUAGACAGGAGCUGGACCCGUCCCCACAGGUUCUGGUGUGUCUCGGUGUCAUUAACGGUGGGCUCCCUCUCCUUCUUUAAUGUGUUUCUAUUUGUGUGAAUACACUUCCAUCAUUUCUUCUUGUACUUGAACCGCGACUUCCAUAAACGUGACACACAAUAAAUCUUUCCAG
Messenger RNA from Lampris incognitus (smalleye Pacific opah), 2624 nucleotides. It is a transcript of the gene nop2, whose product is annotated as NOP2 nucleolar protein homolog (yeast). Gene Ontology annotation, biological process: maturation of LSU-rRNA; rRNA base methylation. Lineage: Eukaryota; Metazoa; Chordata; Actinopteri; Lampriformes; Lampridae. The coding region runs from base 122 to 2314 and encodes 730 amino acids. The transcript has 16 exons. The record is from RefSeq and is a predicted model, not a curated record. Gene Ontology annotation, cellular component: nucleolus. Gene Ontology annotation, molecular function: RNA binding; rRNA (cytosine-C5-)-methyltransferase activity.